GGGGCGCCUCCUCCUCCUCCUCCUCCUUCCCUCCCUAAGGUAAAGGUAGGUAGCAGUGAAUCUUCUCCUCGUCUCAUGGAUUUAUUGAACCGGUAUCCUUGUUCGAAAUUAGAGGUCUCUGUUCUCGACGAAUAUUAGUCAUCACAGGGAAUACUCUAAAGAGAAUACGAGUCGUCAUGUUGUGCUUGGUGAAAUCAAAGACAUGGAUUUUGAUUAGGUAAGGAUUGAAGAUGAGCACAAGCACAUUGGAUGCAACGAGAGCAGAGCUUGGUCUCCUAGUUUUAUACCUGAAUAAAGCUGAAGCGAGAGAUAAGAUUUGUAGGGCUAUCCAGUAUGGGUCAAAGUACUUGAGUGAUGGAAAGCCUGGCACUGCACAGAAUGUUGAUAAAACAACCAGUUUGGCACGAAAAGUUUUUCGGCUUUUUAAGUUUGUUAAUGAUCUGCACGCUCUAAUAAGUCCAACUUCCUCUGGAUCUCCUCUUCCCCUAAUUUUACUAGGAAAGUCCAAGAAUGCACUAUUGUCAACCUUCUUUUUCCUGGAUCAAAUUGUAUGGGCAGGCAGAACGGGGAUAUACAAGAACAAAGAACGUGCAGAACUGAUCGGCAGGAUAUCUCUUUUUUGUUGGAUGGGCUCCUCAGUGUGCACAGCGUUGCUCGAGCUAGGAGAAUUGGGAAGGUUAUCUGCUUCGAUGAAGAAGUUGGAGAAGGAGCUGAAGCAAGCUGAUAAAUACAAAGAAGAGCAAUAUCUUGCUAAGCUCAAACAGUCAAAUGAAAGGCUGCUAUCUCUGAUUAAGGCUUCUAUGGAUAUUGUGGUGGCAAUUGGACUGCUUCAGUUGGCACCAAAGAAGGUCACUCCACGAGUCACAGGAGCAUUUGGAUUCGUCACUUCACUUAUUUCCUGCUAUCAGUUGCUUCCUGCAUCACGCACAAAGACAAAGAUGACUUGAAUGUGAUUAUCCUCGAGACUCUUGGUUAGAGCAACACUAAGAAGUACUGGUGGCUUAGAUUGGAGGAUGAUAAUGCAAAGUUCAGCAGAUAUAGCUGAAUGUAAUGUUGCCAGGUUAACUCGAACAAUAUAUGAUACUGAAGUACAAUAUAUUGAAUCUCCAUUGUCAAAGCAUACUGCUAUAUGACAUUGCUUAAAAUUGGUAAGCAACAUAAGAUGAUACUUGCAGUA
Molecule: messenger RNA, 1177 nt
Organism: Musa acuminata AAA Group (dessert banana)
Lineage: Eukaryota; Viridiplantae; Streptophyta; Magnoliopsida; Zingiberales; Musaceae
Product: peroxisomal membrane protein 11C
Exons: 8
Coding region: 231-947 (238 amino acids)
Biological process (GO): peroxisome fission
Cellular component (GO): peroxisomal membrane
Source: RefSeq, a predicted model, not a curated record